AUGUUUGGAAGGGUAGUAAGGAACAACCCCAUUUAUGGGAUUGCUAGAACUUCAAGGUUGUUUUCCACAACCCCAGUGUCAUUCAAUAAUAUUUUGGGUGAUUUAACUAAACCUGAAAAGGAAGAAUUUGACCCAUUGCUUGCAUCCACCAAUAACUCUAAUCUUCCAAGAGAUCAAAUAACAGCUGCAAACGAUAAGGCAUUACAAGAAUUCUAUCAUAAGGAAGCGUUAGAAAACCAAAUUAGAAGCGAUAAAUAUGUAUCUCCAUUGAAAAGAAGAUUAUUCAAUACAAAUGUUGCAACCAAUGGAUUUUUCAAGAAUGAACAAAUUGUUAAGGAUAAAGAAAGUGGUAAAUCAUAUAAAUUGAGUUUGACACCUGAAGAAAUUGAUAUUUUGGAACCUUCUAUAUAUUUGGAAUCAUACAGAAUCAAAUCAUCAACCAAAAAAGCUACUUUAGUGAAUCGUUUUGUUCGAGGUAUGCCACUAUUAACAGCAAUUAACCAAUUACAUUUUAACCCCAAGAAAAUGGCCACUGAAGUGGAGAAACUUUUGAAACAAGGUGUUUCUCAAGCCACUGAAUUAGGAUAUAAUCCUGAAGGAAUGUUUAUCCAAGCUAUCUGGACUGGAAGUGAUGGAAAUUGGGUUAAAAGAUUAGAUUUCAAGGGAAGAGGAAGAAUCGGAUUAAUUAAACAUACUUAUAUUCAUGUUAAGUGCAUAUUAAAAACAGAACAAACAUCAAAGAGACUAGCAUGGGAAAAGGAGCAACGGGAAUUAGCCAACAAACCUAGAAUGUUCUUGAACAAUGAACCGUUGAACUUUUCUGUUAGAGCUCUUUAUAAGUGGUAG
Lizanozyma spartinae is the source of this 846-nucleotide messenger RNA. It is a transcript of the gene MRPL22, whose product is annotated as mitochondrial 54S ribosomal protein uL22m. NCBI's taxonomy places the organism in Eukaryota, Fungi, Ascomycota, Pichiomycetes, Serinales, Debaryomycetaceae. The record is from RefSeq and is a predicted model, not a curated record. The transcript has a single exon. The coding region runs from base 1 to 846 and encodes 281 amino acids. Gene Ontology annotation, molecular function: structural constituent of ribosome. Gene Ontology annotation, biological process: translation; ribosome assembly. Gene Ontology annotation, cellular component: ribosome; mitochondrial large ribosomal subunit.